Armigeres subalbatus is the source of this 759-nucleotide messenger RNA. RefSeq lists its product as uncharacterized. Bases 1 to 759 code for a protein of 252 amino acids. Lineage: Eukaryota; Metazoa; Arthropoda; Insecta; Diptera; Culicidae. The transcript has a single exon. The record is from RefSeq and is a predicted model, not a curated record.
AUGGUCGACUGCAAUGCUGCACAAACUCCCCUCGACGUGAAUCAGCGGCUCACCAAGGAAAUGUGCCCUGUAACUGAAGAAGAGAAGGAGAAUAUGAAGAACAUUCCGUACAGAGAACUUGUAGGAGGAUUGCAGUUCGUUGCGCAGUGUACCAGGCCGGACGUCAGCCAUGCGGUAAGUCUGGUCAGCAGCUUUUGCAGCAACCCUAGAUCGGUGCAUUGGACAGCGGCGAAGAGGAUACUUCGGUACUUGAGAGGUACGAAGCACGAAAAGCUUACGUACACACGGACCGGAGAGACGAGUUUCCAUGGCUACAUCGAUGCAGAUUGGGGCAACGAUCCCGAUACACGACGAUCCGGGUAUGCGUUCCUGGAGAGUGGUGGCGUUGUCAGCUGGAAUUCGAAGAGGCAAUCUACCGUUGCACUUUCGACAACCGAAGCGGAGUACAUGGCUCUGUCAACGGCGACUCAAGAGGCCAUGUGGUGGAGAAGCUUCUUGCGUGAGCUUCACGGGACGAACGGUGCUUUGGUGAUCCAUUGCGAUAACAAGAGUGCUAUCAACCUGGCAGAACGUGAAGUUGGCUACGCGGCACGUAGCAAGCAUAUCGACAUAAGACAUCACUACGUACGGGAGCAAGUCGAAGGCAAAACCAUCAAGUUGGUCUUCGUAGCAUCUGAACUUCAAGCGGCGGACAUUCUAACAAAAUCGUUAUCUGGUCCGAAGCACACCGAAGACAGGAAGAAGCUAGGUGUUAUAUAA